AUGGAUCCUAGCAAACAGGCAUGGUUACUGUCCAAACCUGUAGGAAUAACUUCAGAAGCAUCUUCAUUGGGACAGAACAUGACUGUCAACCUCGAUGCCGCCAUGUCUACAUUUGCUACCCUGCCUGUCCUCCCACCUGCCCCCCAGCCAACACUUCAAUUAUUCUGGGAGCCCCAAGAGCCCCUCCUGACUGGAGGCAUCUCUCCCUGGAAUCCACUAGUGUUAUCUGCCUUGCCUGGGAUGUCUUUGGUGGCAGAAGAUGGAAGUACGACCCUAGGUACAGCUGUACCUCUGAACAUUGUGCAAAUUGGGACAACAGGCAGGCCUGUACAGCCCAUGCCCAAUGCCAACCUUUUCCUCACUCAGGUGUCCCUCAAUUGUAAUGUCCCUGUGACCCAAGGUGGGGUUAUUGGGUGCCCUGCUUCAGACUUCAUGACAACACAUGAGGCCAAUACCUUCAUAAAUGCUCAAAUUGCUUCGGCCUUCCAGCACCAAGAAGUAUUGUGGGUCCUGGGUUCUCACCCUCCCACAACACAGCCAGUUGUCCAGUUGGUUCCUGUCCAGUCCCCAGUGAACUCAGCACCACCUCCAAAAGGAGCAGUUGUAGAGAGUGGACCAGCCAACGUUCAAACCAACUCCACAGAAAACUGCUUGUCCAAACCAGACAGCGUCUAUGGGAAUAUCCGGCGCUGGCAGCAUAUCAAGACUCUGGUCCAGCGGCACCUGUCCCAGACUCCAGACGUGUCAGCUUUCUCCUGCUUCCUCAUUCCAGUGCUUCGGUCCCUGGCCCAAAGGAAGCCCACCAUGAAUGUGGAGGAGGGCCUGUGGAGGGGUCUGCAGGAAUGGCAGUGUACAAGCAACUAUGACCGGAUGAUCUUCUUUGAGAUGGCUGAAAAGUUUAAAGAAUUUGAGAAUGCAGAAGAGAAGGAGAAUUCAAGGCUGGAGUUCGAGAAUUCAAGGCUGGAGAUGACGAGAAGUAUCAAGUGCCAAGUUCUUACAACCACAAGGCAAGAUCCUCCAAGGUUCCCAGCUCCUGAGGUGUUUGAGGAACCAGUGUGUAACUCCAUGAAGAUUGGUUCCAUUACUGACCCUGCCUGCCUCCCAGUAUUUAGACACAGGCAAUUACAAAAGACUGAGGCAACCAUGGAAAUUCCACCUGAAGCCAUGCAGGAGUACAUGGAUAUUACGGACUGGCUAGAGAGGCCUCCACAGUCAAACACAGGAAACCCCACAGAAAAAGAGCAAGAGGAGAACAGUGAGCCGGAGCAGGAAGAAGAUGACUUCUACUCAGAUGCAGGAGUCCUGAGUUACAUUGAUGAGCUGUGCUCCCAAAAACACUUCGUUGACCAAGUGGAGGACAUAAUACACCCCCAAUUUGUGGCAGAAAUCCUAUCUUCCAAGCCAGAGAUUGACAUACUGUCUCUAAUGAAGGAUCUGGAGUAUGAGGAAGAAUUCAGUGUUGAGCAGCUGGUAGAAGAGAACUGCAUGGCUUUGAAGAAGAAAGGCUGUAAGAGGGCAACUCUGAAACCUGGUGCCCCUCAGAUACUUUCCAAUGCUUCAUUUCCAACUGUCUGUCAAGAUGCAAAGAGAGAAGGCCAUGGUCCCCAAAGAGGGACCAGUGCACAGAAACGUUCCUCACUGGUGCCUUCUUUAGAUCAUCAGUUUCCUGGAGCUACCAAUGCAGAAAUAUGGGGGCCUAGUCCUACUGUCUUCCAAAGUAGUCAGUGUUUACCCUCACUGGGAGACCUCAGUUCCACUGUUAUUACCUAUGGCAGAGGAGCCCAUCCCCAAAGCCCAGGGUCCAGAUGUGCAAUGAGCCUCAGAGGAGUUUCUGCUAUGGAGGAGUUCCAGGAGGCACUGGGCAGAACCAUUGAGGACAAAGAGGAGAUCCCCAGCUUGUCCUUCCUCCUGUGUUCCCACUAUAGUCUGGUGCCAUGGAAACUGUCUGGCUAUUUGUGCCCCUAUACAGGUCUCUCUGACUCUGCUAGUAUCCCCAAACCCUUAUCUCCAAGGAUGAGGGACCUCAGUCCAGAUCCAUCUUCAAAUGACAAGUCAAAUAAGCCAGCUCUCAUUGGAGGCUUGACUCCUAUGGCUAAGAGGUCUAACUCAGGGCUUGGUCAUGGGAUAUUUGAAGGGCCACUCUCAGCCCUGGGGCUCACUCACUCUUUGCAGGCACAGAAGUUUGACUCACUAAGCACAAGGAAGAGGAAGAGGAAGAAGUGGCACUGUGUCACCUGUGGGAUGUCCCGUCAAAGCAGGCAGAGUUUCACUCUGCCUCCACCCUGCACCCCCAUACCAAAAAUGAAAAAGAAAACACACUGA
This is a messenger RNA of Cricetulus griseus (Chinese hamster), 2322 nucleotides long. The record is from RefSeq and is a predicted model, not a curated record. NCBI's taxonomy places the organism in Eukaryota, Metazoa, Chordata, Mammalia, Rodentia, Cricetidae.